UCACUUAAGUUGUUUAGUGAUAUGAGAAAGUAAAAACCAAACCAGGAACAAACUCCGUAUGAUCUCUCAUAUCUUAUUUAUUCACACUCCUGGGAACAGUGUUGAGGUAAAGCAUCCGUGUCUUUCAGAGAUGAAGUUCAUUUGUUUGACCCUCCUGAUUAUUAGCGGAGCUACAGAUUCAAGAUCAGUUGUUGUGGGACGUCCUCCAGUGAUCACUGUAGAUGGGUUUGAUCGCUCAGGAGGGCUUCAUCUACAGUGUGAAUCUGAAGGUUGGUAUCCUGAACCUGAUCUGGAGUGGCUGGACAGUGAAGGAGUCAGUUUGAGUUCAGAAACUGCAGAGACACACAGAAACACAGACAGAUUCAGUCUGAAACAGGCCGUCAUUGUUUAUCACAGUGGCAAGAUUCACUGCAGAGUCAAACUGAGACAUCACAUGCUGGAGACACUGAUCAACACCACAAGUAGCAUGUUUAAUCUCUGGAGGACAGCAGCCAUCCUGUUUUCAGUUAUAGUUGUGCUCAGUGGUUUUGCUGGAAUACUGUUUACUGUGUUCCUUCAUAAAUACAGAGAACACAAUCAACUACAGACUGAGAACAGGAGAAUAAAACAUGGUCAGUUUUGCAUCGAGUGGUUCUUUGCCUCCACGUCAUGCAUUAAAAUCAUCUGCAGACUUAUAUGGAUUAUCCCUUCGUUAAUUAUGAACUCUGCUUUGGUCUGCAAAACAAUUAUCACACACUGUCUAUUUAUUUAUGAACUAAAUGAGAUAGAUUUGAUUUUAUGGCAAAGAUACACAUAA
Molecule: messenger RNA, 796 nt
Organism: Rhinichthys klamathensis goyatoka
Lineage: Eukaryota; Metazoa; Chordata; Actinopteri; Cypriniformes; Leuciscidae
Product: butyrophilin-like protein 3
Exons: 5
Coding region: 59-796 (245 amino acids)
Source: RefSeq, a predicted model, not a curated record